UAUUUCAAAUUACUAUUAAUUUUUUCAUUAAUUGAUAAUAUUUUAAAUUAAUUUUCUUUCUUUUUUUUAAAAUACAAAACCAGUUUGCCCAACGUAUUUCGUAUUUGACUACCACAGACAUUUUUUUAAAGAAACAUGGUUAUUCUUUUAUGUAUUGUAGUUUCAGUAAUUUUAAAUGUAGCAACCAGUCUUCCUAUGGCACAAAACUCCCGACAAAAACUUGAGGCAGAGGAAUGCAAAGAUAUCACGUGUUUUAAAAGAGAGAUAAGUUCAAUAAAAAAGAGAAUAUUUCUUACACUUGGUACCGCAUAUGUAGCAAAUAAGGCAGUGGGAAUGGUUGUAAAUCCAAUAGUAGAGAAAGUGUCUAGUUUACUGUAUAGUGCAGCUACAGGAGCAUGGUCAUUCGGUAAAAACUUCUGGACCGGUGGUUCUGGUACCGAAACCGUAGUAGAAGGAGAAGCAGAGAAAGAAACCGACGUUGGUGGGGACGCUGAUAAAAAAGAGGCAGAGGAAGAGGUUACUGAUGACAAAGGAGAGGCAGAGGAAGAGGUUACUGAUGACAAAGGAGAGGCAGAGGAAGAGGUUACUGAUGACAAAGGAGAGGCAAAGGAAGAGAGCGAUGCUGAUAAAGGAGCAGCAGAGGAAGAAAAUGUGGAGAAAACCAGUGAUGAUGGAGAGGCUAAAGAAGCUAAAUAAGCCACUUACAUUUCAAUAUUAAUAAAAAUAAAGAAGUCAUUAGUUUUUUAAAA
Molecule: messenger RNA, 749 nt
Organism: Psylliodes chrysocephalus
Lineage: Eukaryota; Metazoa; Arthropoda; Insecta; Coleoptera; Chrysomelidae
Source: the annotation of a GenBank genome assembly